Messenger RNA from Eucalyptus grandis, 1454 nucleotides. Its product is annotated as 2-C-methyl-D-erythritol 4-phosphate cytidylyltransferase, chloroplastic. Gene Ontology annotation, biological process: isoprenoid biosynthetic process. Lineage: Eukaryota; Viridiplantae; Streptophyta; Magnoliopsida; Myrtales; Myrtaceae. Bases 183 to 1109 code for a protein of 308 amino acids. The record is from RefSeq and is a predicted model, not a curated record. The transcript is spliced from 12 exons. Gene Ontology annotation, molecular function: 2-C-methyl-D-erythritol 4-phosphate cytidylyltransferase activity.
GUGGACGUAGAAAUUUCGUCAGCGCUCGACGGGAUAUCUGCACAUCUUCAGUGGGGAAUCAAUCACGAUCAAUAGAACUUCUCCCACUCUGUCACACACACCAACUUCAACAUUCAUCUGGUUCGAGGGUAGAGAAGAGAGGUGAGAGGUCCGAGAGAGACAGCGAGGGUGCGUGCGGUGACAUGAUGGCUCAAGCACUGGUCGGAGCCUUUUCCUCUUUGACCCUCUGGCCUCCUUCAACCAGCAAUUCCAGCUGCGGCAGAACCCAGUUUCGCCGGCAGCAGCCUCUCCUUCUCCGACGCUCUGCCCAAGCUCUUGCCAUCCAUCCCCGACGAACGGCUAAAAUUGUUGCCUCCAGCACGAGAGUUCAUUGCUCUGGUAAAGAUGACAACAGCGUCACGGUUGUGAGGGAGGGGAGCGUCUCGGUCAUUCUUUUGGCUGGAGGGAAGGGCAAGAGGAUGGGCGCGAGCAUGCCAAAGCAGUAUCUUCCACUUCUUGGCCAGCCAAUUGCUUUGUACAGCUUUUAUACAUUUUCACAGAUGAGAGAGGUGAAGGAAAUUAUUGUAGUUUGUGAUCCAUCGUACAAAGACAUAUUUGAAGACACCAAAGAGGAGAUUCAAGUGGAUCUUAAAUUUACGCUGCCUGGGAAGGAGAGACAGGAUUCUGUGUACAGUGGCCUUCAGGCAGUUGAUAGUGGGUCUGAGCUUGUCUGCAUUCAUGAUUCAGCAAGACCUCUCGUAUCACAUGGAGACAUAGAAAAGGUACUUAAAGAUGGCUGGGAAAAUGGAGCUGCUGUUCUUGGGGUUCCUGUUAAAGCUACCAUCAAAGAGGCAAAUAGUGAAUCAUUUGUUGUGAAAACUCUGGAUCGAAAAACACUUUGGGAGAUGCAAACACCUCAGGUGAUCAAGCCUUCGCUGCUUAAGAGAGGCUUUGAACUAGUCAAUAGAGAAGGCCUUGAAGUGACUGAUGAUGUAUCUAUCGUGGAGCACCUCAGGCAUCCUGUAUAUGUCACUGAAGGAUCUUACACCAACAUCAAGGUCACAACUCCUGAUGAUCUGUUACUAGCUGAGAGAAUAUUGAACAUUGACGUCGGAGAGCCAUCACCAUAGAAACUUCAGACUGAGCUGUUUGACGAUUUAUCCAAAAUCAAAAUGGAGCUCCUCAAAUUUAAAUGAUGUUAUUCUUGCAGCAAGAAGUUCCAAGUGGCGGGACAGCAGCUCAAAGAGUGCCUUUGGUAGCAACACUUGAGCUUGAUGCAACUUGAUGGGCUUGAAUGGUUUAAUGAGCCGAAUAAUGGUGAAUAAACAUGAGAGGGAAAUGUUACACGGGGGAGUCCCUCCUCAAUUUUAGGCAUCUUGGUUUCAUGGGAAAAAACGCAGAUGUCUCUUUGAAUGUGGAAACAUAUUUCGACAUUGACACUUGCAAGGAAUAAUUUACAUGAUAUGCCAGCAGCA